Messenger RNA from Colossoma macropomum (tambaqui), 3955 nucleotides. RefSeq names its product long-chain-fatty-acid--CoA ligase ACSBG2-like. Gene Ontology annotation, cellular component: membrane; endoplasmic reticulum. The transcript has 15 exons. Bases 269 to 2545 code for a protein of 758 amino acids. The record is from RefSeq and is a predicted model, not a curated record. Lineage: Eukaryota; Metazoa; Chordata; Actinopteri; Characiformes; Serrasalmidae. Gene Ontology annotation, molecular function: long-chain fatty acid-CoA ligase activity.
UGACACGUUGUAUUAGUCCUGAAUUGGUUGUGGCUUCGAAAGGAACUGUGAUCUUUUCACAGUCUUUCUCCUGAACUUCGGAGGCUGAACGUGAAUAAAGAGCACAGCUCACAUAGCUUGGAGUCAACGAACAAAACGAAGAGCCACUAUAUUUCAAGAUAAAGCAAAAACGUCUGCCUACUGUACUACCUGAAUUUGUUAAGAACUUCACGUGAUAUCUGUCAGUGAUUGUGGGUGUUUCAACUACCAUUCCAAGGGAAUUCACGCCAUGGAAAAUAAUGCUGAGAGUUUCCCAAAGGUAUCUGGCCCUAUAAAAGCACAGCUUAACGGCAGGUGUCUAACUUCUGUAAUUGCUAACGAUAACAUGAACCACAUGGGCAGCAAGGUACAGGAGGUCUCCUCAGCAGAUGAUUCUGGGAUUGACAGUCCAUCUGUAGAUGCAGAUGCUGAGCUUUCAGAAGAGGUGAAAGGUUUAUCGCUGUCGGAUUUUACCGUCACAUUUGAGGGGGCAUCUCCUGGGAGUUUUGAAGAGGCUGUGAAGGCUUCAGGAGGAGCCAGCAAGAUCACAGAGGAAGCACCUAUCCCAGUUACAGGUGAUGUCUGCCUGGCUCCGGCCGAGCAAUACUGGAGCGCUGAACGGGAGAAGGCAGUGAAGCUGAAGAUGGCUGAGUCAGGUCCAGGCUCUGAGCCUCCACUCACAGUCCAUCAGAUGUUCCAGGACACAGUGGAUAAAUUUGCCGAUCACCCAGCCCUCCGGUGGAAGAAAGACGGCGUCUGGCUCACAUUGACCUACACGGAAUACCAACAGCAGUGCCGAAUGGCAGCCAAGAGCUUUCUCAAGUUGGGGUUGGAACGUUUCCAUGGAGUCGGUAUUCUGGGCUUCAAUUCUCCUGAGUGGUUCAUCGCAAACAUUGCCUGUAUCAUGGCAGGAGGACUCGCUACUGGAAUCUACACUACCAACUCUCCAGAAGCCUGCCAGUAUGUAGCUCAUAACAGUGAAGCCAACGUUUUGGUUGUGGAAAACAACAAGCAGCUUGUGAAAAUCCUCCAGGUGAAAGACCAGCUUCCACAUUUGAAGGCAAUUAUUCAAUACAAGGGUGAACUGGAGAAGAAAAUACCAAAUGUGUAUACGUGGGCUGAGUUUAUGAAGCUUGGUGAAGGGGUUUCAGAUGCUGAGUUGGAUGAAGUGAUUAAAAGCCAAAAGGCUAACGAAUGCUGCUCUCUUAUCUACACCUCUGGAACUACGGGAAACCCAAAAGGAGUCAUGCUCAGUCAUGAUAAUAUCACAUGGCUCUCGAAUGCAGCGGGUCUUAUGGCCAGUGUGAACAUGGCAGAGGCGUCUUUGGUGAGCUACCUGCCCCUCAGUCAUGUGGCAGCCCAGAUCAACGACAUGUGGAUCUCCUUGAAGUUUGCUGGAACUACCUACUUUGCAGAACCAGAUGCACUGAAGGGUUCUUUGGCCCACACUCUGAGAGAAGUGCGGCCUACGGCCUUUCUGGGAGUUCCACGCGUGUGGGAGAAGAUGCAGGAAGCGAUGAAAGCCGUCGGUGCAAAUUCUUCCGUCAUGAAGCAAAAAAUUGCUGCUUGGGCCAAGGGUAUAGGACUUCAGGCCAGCUAUAAUGCCAUGAAUGGGGAUCCCUCUGUGCCCUGGGGCUUCACGCUGGCUAAUAAUCUGGUCUUCAAGAGAGUGCGCGCUGCUCUUGGGUUGGACCGCUGUAGGCUCUAUUUCACAGGCGCUGCUCCCAUCACCAAGGACACGCUGGAGUACUUCAUGAGCCUCAACAUUCAAUUGCUUGAGGGGUAUGGCAUGAGUGAGAGCACGGGACCACACACCAUGUCCUGCACCAACUGUUUCCAGAUCAUGAGCUGCGGUAAGGUGAUACCAGGCUGCAAAACCAAGCUGGUCAAGCCAGAUGCUGACGGAAAUGGGGAAGUUUGCUUCUGGGGGCGGCAUGUUUUCAUGGGCUACCUGAACAUGCCUGACAAAACCGAGGAGGCGCUGGACUCAGAAGGCUGGCUGCACUCAGGAGACCUUGGAAAGCACGAUAAAAAUGGCUUCCUGUACAUUACAGGCAGAAUAAAAGAACUGAUCAUCACUGCUGGAGGAGAGAACAUCCCGCCAGUCCCCAUCGAGGAUGCUCUUAAAGAGGAAGUGUCCAUCAUUAGCAAUGCCAUGUUAGUGGGAGACAGAAAGAAAUUCCUGUCCAUGCUUCUCACUCUGAAAUGUCAGGUUGAUGAGAACGGAGAUCCCACAGAUAAGCUGAGCCCACUGGCUGUGCAGUUUUGCCAGCAACAUGGAGUCACCGCCAGCAAAGUGUCUGAAAUCAUCAACAACAAAGAGCCAGCCAUUUACAAAGCCAUCCAGGAAGGUGUAGACAAAGUCAACGCCAAGGCCACUUCCAACGCUCAGAGGGUUCAGAAGUGGAUUCUCCUACCGCAGGACUUCUCCAUAUCUGGGGGGGAGCUUGGUCCCACUAUGAAGCUCAAGAGGCCAGUUGUCACAAAAAUGUACAAAGAAGAAAUUGACAAGUUUUAUGGGGAAUAAACCAUCAUAAUGUUGGACUUUAACCUGAAGGUGCAGUGUGUAAGAAUUAGGGGCAUCUUUGGCAGAAAUGGAAUCUAGUAUACAAAACCAUGUUUUCAUUAGUGUAUAAUUACCUAUAACAAUGAGUCAUUGUGUUUUUGUUAGCUUAGAAUGAGCCCUUCAUAUCUAUACCGUAGCGGUCCUCUUCCAACAUGUUGUCCUGCCAUGUUUCAACAGUAGCCCAGAGUGGACAAACCAAAUACUGGCUCUAGAGAGUGCCUUUCACGUUUUUGCAUUGAAGUGGCUGCUGGUGUUGGCCAACCAUGUUGUAUCGUGAGAAGUUUGAGAAACCAAAUUUUGAGAAAUGGAGGAUCAUACUUAUUAUUUAGCACAAGAAAAAGCAAGGGAGGGUGAAUCCUCACCAUCAAAGAAGCGAAAACCUGAAGAACAAAACGAAAUCAGGACACACGACAGCAGAAAACAUAAGGCCACCAUAGUACUACUACUAGAUGCUUGGAAAGAAGAUGGUGAAGGAGGGGCACUUGGUUGCAAUCUGCAACUUCAUCACUGGAUGCCACUAAAUAUUACACACUGCUCCUUUAAGAGUGUGGUAAACUGGACAAAUACAUCCCUGUCUAGUUAGGUUUGAGUUGCUCAAACGUAUCAGGUUUUGCUCACUCCAUCUCACAGACAGCUAACAGAACGCUGUUCAGCUGUCAGUGUGUGUACAUAGCACUUAAUGAUGAAAGCACUUUUUGUACAUAAUGGGCUCAAUCAUAGCCAUAGCUGGCACCCACAACAUUGCACUAAUCUGUGUUAACUAUGUUGUAUCUAUAGCAAACAUUUGCUAAUUUAACUGCUGGACCAAAGUGCUUUAAUAUUGUCUUAUGUCACUUGAUAACUGCCACUGUUGGCUAUUUGAUAAAUGAUUACACUACAUAUGAAACUAUAGGUAGGUUUAUAUCACUCAAAACCUACAGAUAAAAUCUAGAAUGUGUUAUUAUUGAAGUCAUGCUAACUCAUUAGCUGAAGUUUAUUGUUAGCCAUUUCUGCACUUACAGCUGAUCUGAGCUCAGACUUGCUGUUUGACUGAGAUGUAAGGAAUCUAAUAGGACAUCAAAUUUGCUCCGUGUGACAGUUAAGCGUCUCAAAGUAGUGCAGUAAGAAAACAGCCUCAGGAGUGACCGCGUUUCUCUAGUCACAGUUCAAAAGCAAAAGUGCUAUGCGUAGUCCACAUUAAAUAUGUUGUGCAGUUCAAGCAAUGCUAUGAUUUCUCAGAUAUGGUUUGCAGUCGCUUGUUCACAUGUUUUUCACAGAAUGUGCAGACAUAUGUCUCUUCUGUUCUGUAGAGGAUAUAGAUAUUUAUGAAAAUGUUUAUCUCUUAACAACAAAACAACAAUUCUUAAAAUAAAUUGAAGAUGGACAUGUACA